AAAUCUACAUCAGUUUGUAGCUACACACAAAACUAGCAAAAGCUUUGGUCUUUCAUAAUUUCUCCAGAGGAAACAAUCGCAAAUUUAUAAAGAACCGCAAAAUGAAUUUCAAUAAAUUAUUUGUUUUCGUUGCCUUAGUCUUGGCUGUUUGCAUUGGACAAAGUGAAGCUGGUUGGUUGAAAAAAAUCGGCAAGAAAAUUGAACGUGUUGGUCAACAUACCCGUGAUGCUACAAUUCAAACUAUUGGUGUGGCCCAGCAGGCAGCUAAUGUUGCCGCCACAUUAAAGGGUUAAUAUUCUCGAGUCAAUAUCAAUAAAAAAUAAUG
This is a messenger RNA of Musca domestica (house fly), 325 nucleotides long. RefSeq names its product cecropin-A2. The transcript has 2 exons. The record is from RefSeq and is a predicted model, not a curated record. NCBI's taxonomy places the organism in Eukaryota, Metazoa, Arthropoda, Insecta, Diptera, Muscidae. Gene Ontology annotation, cellular component: extracellular region. Gene Ontology annotation, biological process: defense response to Gram-positive bacterium; antibacterial humoral response; defense response to Gram-negative bacterium. The coding region runs from base 102 to 293 and encodes 63 amino acids.